UCCAAAUCUUAAUCCCAGAUAAUAAUUCUAGCCUUGAAACGUUCUUGCUUCUUAUCCUCGAAUCCCUACAUUUUAUGCUCCUUUCAACAUAUUAAGAGCCAUCAACACUUCGUUCAUAUCGAGGAAAACAACAACAUACAACCCAAAUCAAUUUCUUACAAUUCAUAGAAACCCAUCAUCACCAUGAGGCUGUUUUACGUUGGUAUAAUUCAAAACGAGACCAAGCCCGGCGUCGAGAUAUGCGCUGAAAAGGAGCUGAGUACCUACUCGCGCUUCACCCGUGACAACUGGGCCGAGUUCAUGAGUGUAUUCGCGAAAACUGUAGCAGAGCGGACCAGGCCAGGCCAGAGACAAGAUGUUGAACAACAAGACUACACAUUCCACGCCUACGGACGCACGGAAGGCGUAUGCGGCAUCAUCAUCUCAGACCAGGAGUACCCGGCAUUAGUGGCCCACCAGCUGUUGUCGAAAGUCGUGGACGAGUUCCUGGCGGCGCACCCGCGUUCCGCGUGGGCCUCGGGUCAGAAGAUUUCCAUGCCCGAGCUCAAGGACUAUCUCGCCAAGUACCAGGAUCCCCACCAGGCCGACAGCAUCAUGAAGAUUCAGCGCGAGCUUGACGAGACCAAGAUCACCCUUCACAAGACCAUCGAGAGCGUCCUCCAGCGUGGCGAGAAGAUCGACGACCUCGUAGCCAAGAGCGACGGUCUCAGCAACCAAAGCAAGAUGUUUUACCGUACGUCACUCUACCCAUUCCUUUUAUACCCCGGCCUCACUCCAUCCCCAUCCCUCCAGCUUGCCCCCCCUUAGGCCUAGGAGUCAUGAGGAUGGGAUAACUGACUUGCUGUGCAGAACAAGCAAAGAAGCAGAACUCG
Messenger RNA from Hypoxylon fragiforme, 872 nucleotides. Its product is annotated as putative snare protein. The record is from RefSeq and is a predicted model, not a curated record. Gene Ontology annotation, molecular function: SNAP receptor activity. NCBI's taxonomy places the organism in Eukaryota, Fungi, Ascomycota, Sordariomycetes, Xylariales, Hypoxylaceae. Bases 184 to 807 code for a protein of 207 amino acids. Gene Ontology annotation, biological process: endoplasmic reticulum to Golgi vesicle-mediated transport. Gene Ontology annotation, cellular component: Golgi apparatus. The transcript has 4 exons.